Molecule: messenger RNA, 738 nt
Organism: Xenia sp. Carnegie-2017
Lineage: Eukaryota; Metazoa; Cnidaria; Anthozoa; Malacalcyonacea; Xeniidae
Exons: 3
Coding region: 1-738 (245 amino acids)
Source: RefSeq, a predicted model, not a curated record
AUGUCUUCGUUUAAAACAAUACGAAACUUUUGUCGCGUGCUUUUUGAAGAAGGUUACAUUACCGAAUAUGAAUUGAUCAUAUUGUACAAGGCAUAUAAAUCAAGGAACCCAGAGCUUCCAUUUAAAAAUUAUGAGCUAUUUUUUUUAGAUAAUCUAAAAUGGAACCAUGAUCUUUUAAGCCCAGAAUAUCUACAGGUUUAUGCCAAUGCCAUCCAUGAAAAAGGAGCACCUUAUGAAAAUUGCUUUGGCUUUAUUGAUGGAACGGUCAGACCAAUUUCACGGCCAAAAAAACAUCAGCGAAUUGUUUACAAUGGCCAUAAAAAAGUUCACUCUUUGAAGUUCCAGGGUGUGGCAUUGCCAAAUGGUUUGAUUGCACAUAUUUUUGGUCCAGUUGAAGGAAAAAAACAUGAUGCUGGUAUGCUGGCUGACUCAAACUUCCUUCAAGACCUGGAACAAAAUGCUUUUUCUGUGGAUGGGAGACCAUUAUGCAUAUAUGGGGAUCCCGCUUAUCCACAGAGGAUUCAUCUACAAGCUCCUUUUCGGCAUGGGGUAAUCACAGACAGAAUGAAAGAAUUCAACAAGCAAAUGAGUUCAGUUAGAGUGUCUGUGGAAUGGUUAUUUGGAGAUGUGAUCAACUCAUUCCGGUUCAUGGUCUUCAAAAACCUCAAAAUAGGUCUAAGUAGUGUUGGGAAAGCAUAUAUUGUCUGUGCAUUGUUAAGACUUCUGUUUGCUGUGUAG